Closterium sp. NIES-65 is the source of this 2859-nucleotide messenger RNA. The record is from the annotation of a GenBank genome assembly. NCBI's taxonomy places the organism in Eukaryota, Viridiplantae, Streptophyta, Zygnematophyceae, Desmidiales, Closteriaceae.
AUGCUCACGUCUCAAGUUCCCGGCAAUGGCUCAGAAGUUUCAUCUCCCUCGCACCCCGGUUACAACUCCUGUCCUGUUUCUCGCUCCAGUUACAACCAUCUCUCCAUCCACCCCCUCCCCCCAUCCCCAUUGCCUUCCACCCUUCCACCCCGCUUUUUCCCUCCCUUAUCAUUCCAACCUGACCUACCCCGCGCACUUGCUCCCUCCGCCUACCUUCCACAGAAAGAGGCAUUGGAGGAGAUGCGGGGGGAUGUAGAGCGGUUGAAAGGUGAACUUCAACAAGCAGGGGAGCAGCUCGCAGUGGCAGAAAAGGCGAAAACCGAUUUGCUGGUUAAGUAUGAGUGCGUGGAGAGGGAAAAGGUUGCUCUGGAGGGGCGUUUGGAGGAGAGGGAGAAGGAAAGAGAGAGGGAGAGAGGGGAAUUAUUUGGGAGGUUGGAGGAGUGUGAGAGGAGGUUGAAGGAGGAAGAGGAGGGGAGGAAGGAGGAGAAGCAGAAAAGGAAAGAGGAGAAGGAGAAGCGGAAGGAGGAGGAGGGGAAACGGAAGGAGGAGAAGAAGAGGCGGAAAGAGGCGGAGGAGGAAUUGGCACGUGUCAAGCAGCGAUUGGAGGAAGCUGAGGCCAAAUGUGAGAGGAUCGAGGGGGUGAGUGCUGUGCUGAGAGGGCUUGCUGAUGCAGCAGCAGAGGAGGGAAGCGGGUCAGUUGAUAGAAGAAGAGUUGAAAGGGAGGAUGGAAGCAGUGUAGCAGAUGACAGGAGUGAUGAGGCGGAUGGAAGGGUAGCUGGGCGUGACGAUGAAAGGGAGGCGAGUGCACGACUAAAAGACCUUGAACUGCACGCUGUGAGAGCAGAGGGAGAGGCGGAGGGCUUGAGGCGUGAGCUGGAAGCUGUGAAUGCCACGCUGGCAGAUACAAGUGCCAGGCUGGCAGACACGAGUGCUGAGCUGGCAUGCUUGAAAGAGGCAUUGAGGGAGACGGACGCACACGCACGCGUGGAUAAGUGCGGAGAAGAGGGAUUGAGGGAGAGUGGAAGUAGGGAGGAGGGGGGGAGCAGGGAGGAGGUGGAACAGAGGUUGAAAGAGGCAGAAGCACAGAGGGAUGCUGCAGAGAAACAGAGGGAGGAGGCGGAAAGACAAAGGGAGGAGGCAGAGAGGCGAAAGGAGGAAGCAGAGCGGGAAUGGAAGGAGGCGGAGAAGGGACGAGAGGACGCAGAGGAAAGAGUGAAGGGCCUUGAGGGUCGCCUGAAAGUUGCAGAGAGGUCAGCAGCAGGAGACACUCUGGGUUUGAAUGCGAAUGCCGCGCGUGACUCAUUCGGUGAUAACAAUGCGGGAGGUAGAGGGAGUGAACAAAGGAAGGAGGAGCAUGGGAACAGCAGGAAGGGGGUUGUGGGAGAGAGGGAGAGUGUGGAGGGAAACAUGGAUGCCGAAGUGGAGUGCUUCAAAGAGCCUCAGAAGGUGGAAGUGUCGCUUCCCAAGGCACAAUUGUCACCUGGAAAGACAUUUCCCGAGAUGGACCGCGAGGCAGAGCUUGAGUUUCUGCGCAACCUGCGGGAAGAUCUGGAGAGGGAGUUGGACUCUCUACGCAUUCAACUCGAUUGCAAGUCACAGGCCCCUGUUGCUGAUUUGGAUAAGGCUUGUCUCGAAGCUGGGGGAGACCAGAGUAGCAGCCAGCCUACCAACAGCACCUGUGGCUGCACGUGUUGCAGCAGCUGUAGCUGCGGCUGUAGCACCAGGAACGCCAGUACCAGCACCGCCACGAACACCACCAGGAGCAUCGCAGAAGCAGAAGCAGAGAUCGAGCGACUGCACGCCGUGAGAGGAGACCUAGAGAGGGAGCUUGAGGACUUGUACCUGGAGUUGCAACGGGAGCAGGAGCUCUCAGCUGAAGCAAGCCUUUUAGCUGAGAAGGAGUGGGAGCGGCGACAGGAGGCAGUGAAAAUGCUGUCUCAGCUAGAGAGGCAGCUAGGGGAGGCGUUUGGAGGGGCUGUGGCGGAAGGGGGGGUGGUGGUUGAUGCUAAUGGAAGGCCGAUGUCGCCGCUAGUGGGGAGUUUGAGUGGGUCGGGAGCGGUGGGGAGGAAUGGCAGGGGAGGGGGCGUGGGAGGGGUGUUUGUGUCGCCGCUUGGCGGGCCGCGAUUGGAGGGUUCUGGUGGGGAGGAAAGCUGGCCGUAUUUGUGUGGUGGCGAGGUGGCGGAGGGAGCAGAGGGGGGAGCUGAGGAGGGGGAGAUGGGAGGGAUGAGAAGGGUGCUAUUUGGAAUAGAGGAGCGUGGGGAGGAGGAGGGUGCAGCAGCCGGAGAAGAAGAAGAACCAGGUUCUUCGCUUGCCACAGCAAGCACAGGCACACGCACCAGCAGAGCAGCAAGUGUAGUGGAGCGGCUGAGCUUAGAGAAGGAAGAGAAUUACAGAAGGGAAGGGGAGGGAGUUGAGGGGAAGAAUGAGGACGGUGACUGGGAUGAGAUCUGGAGUGAAGGAGACGAUGAACAAGAGCUUGAGGUGAGGCGUGGGGAAGGGGAGAGGCGUGGGGAAGGCCAGAGGCAGGAAAGGGAAACGGAGGGGGCAGAGAAGAGGGAGGAAAGAAGGAUAGGGCAGUCUUGCCGGAUGGACUGGCCUAGGUCACUCACGGAGGAGAGUAGACUAUUUAGUGAGGAUCCAAGUCUCACUGAUGCACACGACCCUGAGCCAAGUCACACCUGCAGUUCCCGGCCUCUGCUGCACAUUCACCCUCCCCCUCGCACGUUCCCUAGAGCCACAUCCGAUUUAGUCACCUAUGUGAGAGACGCUAAGGCUGCGCUGGGGCAACCCUCCUCCCCAGGGGAAGACGAGUUUUUUCAGCACGAAACUGCCGGAAUUGAGGAGGAGAAUGACUGGUGA